Aaosphaeria arxii CBS 175.79 is the source of this 1879-nucleotide messenger RNA. RefSeq lists its product as uncharacterized. The record is from RefSeq and is a predicted model, not a curated record. Gene Ontology annotation, biological process: mitochondrial respiratory chain complex IV assembly. Lineage: Eukaryota; Fungi; Ascomycota; Dothideomycetes; Pleosporales. The transcript has 2 exons. The coding region runs from base 31 to 1566 and encodes 511 amino acids. Gene Ontology annotation, cellular component: extrinsic component of mitochondrial inner membrane.
CUCAAGGGCAUUGGUGGCUCGUCAGUCAAUAUGAGGUCCUCAUAUACGUGCAAUCGUUGCAUAUCGGCUAUUAAGGCUUCACGGACGCAAUUGCGCCCUAGAACGCCUUUCCGCCUCCCCCAUCAGCAAUUUGCGGGACGAGCUCACUCCACAAAAUCUCCAGUAUCCGCGAACCUCGCAAUAUCUCGACGUAGUAUCUCCUCUACCGCGAACCGUCAAUUCGAAAAGCCGUUCGAGCCCUUUGAAUAUGUCGAUCCGGAAGGCAACACACGGAAAAUGGUCCUCAGCGAGGACAAUCUGUUCAACUCGUUCACCCACUCUCCCAUCCCCGCAAUUCGCAAGCGGGCAGCCUUCAUGCGACAGCACGCCUAUUGCCCCCAUCCGGACCACAAGCCGACUCGUGCCGCGGUCAAUGCGGGGGACCUCGAAUCUCGCAAGUCCUCAGAGACCGGCUCCCCUCCUGCGCAUGUAAACUUCGAAUGUCCAGAUUGUGGUGUGCCUGUAUACUGCUGCGAGGAACACUGGGCGGAUGACUACGAGGCCCAUUUGGGAGUCUGUGAUAUCAUGAGGCAAAGCAAUGAGGACGAUCACGAUCUUCACAGCGGGCGCUUCUUCAAGGAGUUUCAAUUUGCGGUGCCACAGAUGGAGGAGAUCUUGGUCAACAUGAGCAGCUGGGACACAUAUCUUUAUACUCGAGAUUACGAUGCAUUGAACGAAGAUCGAGAGAUGCGACAGGCUACGAAGCUUUUGACUUAUCCUAUGACCGUUGCCAGUAUACUACAUGAGUUGAGUCCUUAUGGCCUGCGGGGCGAUGGUCGCAUGACACCAGAGGGUCUCAAGAGCUUUACUGCACUUCGUCAUUCCCUCCAUCCAGCCCGAACUGGUGGUGGUGAUACGUGGAAGAAUCCUCGCCUUGCCCCGCCUUCUGUUCGCCUUUUUGUUCUAGGAGCGCGUGCUGAGUCUUCACUACCCAGGGAGACCUGGAUGCAGAUGGUAUAUCUCUUCCAUCGAGUGCAGUUCUCCUUGCAUUUCAUUGGUCCUGAGGCAAUGGCAAACCGCGGAAAUGAGCUACCAUUGCCUGAGCGGACGCCACUUAACCCGUUCGGAGCUGUAGUUGAAGAUCGCAUCUCCAACGCUCUCAAGAUCAGUACAUUUGUUGAAUACUACCACACGAUGCACAAGGCUGGAUACUUCUACCCCUACGAUCCCUAUUUUGACUGCUUCAUCGUCUUCCACCCUGGAUUCGGAAACCCAGCAUCGAUGCAUGAGUGGGAAGAGACACUGCCGCUACUGCUGGAAACAAAAUGCCCUAUCAUCGCUACAGGGUACUCCCCAUGGGACAUACAACAAGAUGUUGAUCACCUGGAGAAGAGGUUCGGCAACGAGAUGGACAUACUACUUAAGCCAGGCGAGAACAAGUUCCGUAGUUUGAGAUGGGAUUUGAACGAUUUGGAUCCCCACGAUGUGAACUGUAGCAAUUGGGGUGUGUACGCAUUUAGAGGCAAGAGGUACGAGGCAACGAAGAAGGAGGAUGAAAGUGAGGUGCAUAGCGAGCGCACCGAGUAAGUACCUUGAAAUUACCAGUGUAUUAUCAUGUACAUUAUUGUACCAGUGGUUUCUAGAUUGUAACCAUUGAUGAAAUAUUCUUCCACAUUUUUGUCCACAGCGAUCCACGUCCAAUCCUGGAGAAAUCAAAAAAAUCCUUUCCGUUGACCGUCUGCCUGCAGCAAUUCUCAUUUUACCUCCCCCUUGAUAUUUUCUCCCACCUUUUUUACCUAUAACUUAUCCAGUCUCGGCUUAAUUGUUCGUCCAUAUUUGUCGGCCUGCAUUCACAUGUAAUCCGGAGCUUCGAACACAUGAAAUCAUUCUUAUUUAUUCC